AUGACAUCGACCGAGAAAGAAUUGCCUCGACGAGAGCGCAAGCCCUCCGUGGGAGCUCCCAUUGCCGAUCUGCAAGGUCCCAUUGGCCCCGGAUUCAGUCGUCCCAAGCACAAGCGAACUUUUACUGGCUUUGGUGCCGCGGAGAUCAAGAGUGUCGAGGCCAGCAUUCCAGAACCAUUGCGUGAGGCAUGGCGCAAGCAUUCGGCGUCUGAGUUUACCACUAAAGAAGAAUUCGAGGUACAUUACCAUAGCUCCCACCCACGAAGAGAGAAACGAAGAGGGUAUGACGAGAUCACCAAGUUGACAUCUUGUUUCCAGAGAGAAUUUGUCCGCCACGUGGAGACCACGCUUGCUCGCUCCUUGUACAACUGUGAUGAACUGGCGGCGUACUCGGGAACCGCACUCGCGUUCCGGGACCGACUGAUUAUCGAGUGGAACAAGACCCAGCAGCGCCAGACUUUUACCGACCAGAAGCGUGUCUACUAUCUCUCGCUCGAAUUCUUGAUGGGUCGUGCAUUGGACAACGCGAUGCUUAAUGUUGGAAUGAAAGACGUGGCUCGAGAUGGUCUCGCCGAUCUGGGCUUCCGAGUUGAAGACGCAAUCAGUCAGGAACACGAUGCCGCGUUGGGCAACGGCGGCCUGGGUCGUCUGGCCGCCUGUUUCUUGGACAGUAUGGCUACGCUCAAUUAUCCGGCUUGGGGAUACGGACUGCGGUAUCGGUACGGAAUCUUCAAGCAGGAGAUUGUCAACGGGUACCAAAUGGAGAUCCCCGAUUAUUGGCUAGACAACAACCCGUGGGAAUUCCCUCGACACGAUAUCACGGUGGAUAUCCAAUUCUACGGCCAUGUGAAUAAGUACCAGGACGAGCAUGGCAAGACGUGCCACUCCUGGGAAGCCGGCGAGACCGUCCAGGCCGUUGCCUACGAUGUUCCCAUCCCCGGCUACCGGACUAAGACGACGAACAACCUCCGACUGUGGUCCAGCAAGGCCAGUAGUGGUGAAUUCGAUUUCCAGAAAUUCAACGCUGGUGACUAUGAGAGCGCAGUGGCCGAUCAGCAGACCGCCGAGACCAUCUCCGCGGUGCUGUAUCCGAACGACAACUUGGAACGUGGUAAGGAAUUGCGUCUCAAGCAACAGUACUUCUGGUGCGCCGCGUCUCUGUAUGAUAUUGUGCGUCGUUUCAAGAAGACCAACCGGGCUUGGAGUGAAUUCCCCGACCAGAUCGCCAUUCAACUCAACGAUACCCAUCCCACUCUGGCCAUCGUUGAGCUACAGCGUAUCUUGAUUGAUGUCGAGGGCUUGGAAUGGGACGAGGCCUGGCGCAUCGUCACCGGUACAUUUGGAUAUACCAACCACACGGUUCUUCCCGAGGCUCUGGAAAAAUGGUCUGUUCCCUUGAUGCAGAAUCUGUUACCUCGCCAUCUGCAGAUCAUCUAUGACAUCAACCUCUUCUUCCUCCAAUCCGUCGAGAAGCGCUUCCCCAAAGAUCGCGAUAUGCUCUCGCGAGUCUCCAUCAUUGAAGAGUCGCACCCGAAGAUGGUCCGCAUGGCUCACAUUGCCAUCAUUGGCUCACACAAGGUCAACGGUGUGGCCGAGCUGCAUUCCGAUCUCAUCAAGACCACCAUCUUCAAGGACUUUGUUGAGAUCUAUGGGCCAGAUCGGUUUACGAACGUCACCAACGGCAUCACUCCACGCCGUUGGCUGCACCAGGCCAACCCGGCGCUGUCAGCACUCAUUGCGGAGAAGCUCGGUGGCUAUGACUUCUUGACCGAUCUCACCCUGUUGGACAAGCUCGAGGCGUUUGUGGACGACCAGGAGUUCCGGAAGAAGUGGUCCGAUAUCAAGGCAAAUAAUAAGCUGCGACUGGCGCGACUCAUCAAGGAUGUGACCGGAUACUCCGUCAAUCCCCAAUCCCUGUUCGACGUGCAGGUGAAACGAAUCCACGAGUAUAAGCGCCAGCAGCUGAACAUUUUUGGUGUGAUCCAUCGCUAUUUGAAGCUCAAGGCCAUGUCUGCCGAAGAGCGGAAGAAGGUGGUGCCCCGAGUGUCGAUCUUUGGUGGUAAAGCCGCUCCGGGAUACUGGAUGGCCAAGUCGAUUAUCUAUUUGAUCAACAGUGUGGCCGCCGUGGUGAACAAAGACGAAGAGAUUGGUGAUUUGUUGAAGGUCAUCUUCAUCGAGGACUACAAUGUCAGCAAGGCAGAGAUUAUCUGUCCGGCUUCUGACAUCAGUGAGCACAUCUCCACGGCCGGUACUGAGGCUAGUGGUACGAGCAACAUGAAGUUUGUUCUGAAUGGUGGUCUGAUUAUCGGUACUUGCGACGGAGCAAAUAUUGAAAUCACUCGUGAGAUUGGCGAGCAGAACAUUUUCCUGUUCGGCAACCUCGCGGAGGAUGUCGAGGAGUUGCGUCAUCGACACUUUUAUGGAGGCUUCACACUCGACCCACAGCUAAAGCGUGUCUUUGACUCGAUCAAGUCAGGCACCUUUGGCGAUGCGUCGUCGUUUGCGUCGUUGAUCGCUUCGAUUGAAGAGCACGGAGACUACUACCUUGUGUCGGAUGAUUUCAACUCUUAUGUGGAGACUCAUGAGAUGGUCGAUAAGGAAUUCCAGAACCGAGAGGAAUGGUUGGCCAAAUCGAUUACUAGCGUUGCACGCAUGGGCUUCUUCUCUAUGGACCGAGUGACGAACGAGUACGCCGAUAGCAUCUGGAAUGUCGAGCCUCUCAACGUGAAGGACGACGCCUGA
Penicillium diatomitis is the source of this 2742-nucleotide messenger RNA. It is a transcript of the gene glpV, whose product is annotated as glycogen phosphorylase. The record is from RefSeq and is a predicted model, not a curated record. Gene Ontology annotation, biological process: glycogen catabolic process. The coding region runs from base 1 to 2742 and encodes 913 amino acids. Gene Ontology annotation, molecular function: glycogen phosphorylase activity; pyridoxal phosphate binding. The transcript has 7 exons. Gene Ontology annotation, cellular component: cytoplasm. NCBI's taxonomy places the organism in Eukaryota, Fungi, Ascomycota, Eurotiomycetes, Eurotiales, Aspergillaceae.